Messenger RNA from Biomphalaria glabrata, 5055 nucleotides. RefSeq names its product structural maintenance of chromosomes protein 5-like. The coding region runs from base 756 to 4007 and encodes 1083 amino acids. The record is from RefSeq and is a predicted model, not a curated record. Gene Ontology annotation, cellular component: Smc5-Smc6 complex. The transcript is spliced from 25 exons. Gene Ontology annotation, biological process: double-strand break repair via homologous recombination. Gene Ontology annotation, molecular function: ATP hydrolysis activity; ATP binding. Lineage: Eukaryota; Metazoa; Mollusca; Gastropoda; Planorbidae.
AAUUCUGGGAAAGAUUUCUUACGAUAUUGUAAACAUUGAGGAUAAAAUAUAACCAACGAAUUGUCACGAAUAGUCUAGAUCUAUUAUUCUAUAGAUAGAUUAGAUUCUAAAUCUGGAUUAUUUUUAGAUCUAGAUUGAAAAGUAUAGUCUAGAGACGUAUUAUUCUAUCUAUAGUCUAUAUCGACUAGUCUAAGUCUAAGACUAAAUUUGUCUUAAAUUUAUAAGUAAAUUUUGAUGAGUAGAGAGUAGAGUGUAGAGUAGUGUCAAGUGUGUGUCAGUCAGCGUGAGUUAGUGUUACAGAGAGUGAGAGAGACUGAGAGAGAUUACUCAUACUACUCAUACUCAUAGUCAUUACCCAUCAUUACUGAGAUCAAACUAGACCUAGAUCUAUCAGAUACAUCAUCAUACAUCAUUUAUUUAUCAUAAUAUACCGUGUCAUACACUAGUGCUAGUCUAGUAUAUAAAGACUGUAUAAAAAAAAUAUAGAUCUAGUUAUAGAGUAGAGUCUAGACUACUGAGUCUACUCUACUUCUCUAGACUUGUCACUUAUGACUUAGAGACUACAUUGUCACUAGAUUUAGAAUUUAGAUUCUAAUCUAGAUCUAGACUGAAGACUCUCUAGAGACCCAUCAUGAUUAAAUGAAAAAAGCUCCUAUUUUUUGGUUUUUAUCUCUAAAAUUAAUCAGGAAUCUAGACUAUAGAGGGGAUACUUAUAGAUUAUAGAUCUUGAGUCUAGAGAGUAUCAAAGAAUCAUUAUGUCCAUCAAACAUCCUAAAAAACGUCAAAGUGAAGAACUUGACUAUUUUAGUCAAGAUGCUGGAUCAACCAGGACCAAAUCUAGAUCAGUUGUGAAACACGAUUCUGUAUAUUCAGAAGGUUCUAUUGUUCGAAUAAAGCUUGUGUCAUUUUUAACCUAUGAUAAUGUUGAAUUCAAUACUGGGCCAUACUUGAACAUUCUCAUUGGACCAAAUGGAACAGGAAAGUCUGCCAUUGUCUGCGCCAUUUGUCUUGGUUUGGCAGGCAAAACUAACUGGCUGGGACGUGCAAGUGAUCCUAAAGAUUUCAUUAAAUAUGGAGCAGAGAAAGCUGUAAUUGAAAUAGAAUUGUUUAACCCAUACAAUGACAGCAAUUACAUUAUUUGCCGUGAAAUUUUCAAAAGCAAAGCUUCUAAUUGGUUAAUAAAUAGAAGAACGACAAACCAAAAAGCGGUGGAACAGCUGGUUGCAAAAUUAAAUAUUCAGAUUUCUAACUUGUGCCAGUUCUUACCUCAAGAAAAAGUUGCAGAUUUCGCUAGAAUGUCUCAGCAGGAGUUACUGGAAAACACAGAAAAAGCUAUUGGUAAAGAUGAACUUUAUGAAACACACCAAAAGCUUAAAGACGCUCGCCAGAAAGCCAAGUCAUUUGAACAGGAUGUUGACAAGUAUCAGCAGGAGCUUGACAGAGAAAAGCAGAAGAAUGCAAGACUGGAAGAGGACGUGAAGUGUUAUCAUGACAGAAAGAACUUCUUAAAAAAAGUGGAUAUUUUAAAAAUGAAAAAACCAUGGUUGGAAUAUCAGUAUCUGAAAGAUGUGUUUGAGCGCGGUAAGGCAGAGAAAGACAAGAAGGCUGAGGAGCUGAAAGAGGCUAAAAAGUAUUUACAUCCAUUAGAGAAAAAAUGUGCAUCUUUGAAAGCUGAAUUAGAAAAUUUAAGGAGAGAGACAGCUGACUUAUCUCAGAAGUUAAGAUCUAAAACAAAGAAUGUCACGGAUCAAAGGCAGAAUAUAAAUGUUGUAACAGAAAAGAUACAAGAGACCAGAAAUGAUUUUGAUGCUAAAUUAAAAGAAGAGGAGACAAGGAAACAAAAAUUGCAUGAUCUUCAAGAACAGUUGAAAGCAUUAGAGAAUGCAUUGGCAGAGAUUAAAGAAUCAGAUACUCACACGCUUACUAAAAGUUUUGAAAAGGUAACUGAAGAGACUCGUAAUGUGAGUUUAGACAUCAACUCUGUUCAAGCUGAUGGGGAAGUGUUGCGCCAAGACAUUGCAGCUUUAAGACAAGAGAAAAAAGGUUAUGAGCAUCAACUUCAGAACAUUAAAAACAUCAAUAACAGGCGUCUUGAAAUGUUGCGGGGUUUACAUCAGGAUACCUACGAGGCUGUCCAGUGGUUGCGGUCCAACAGCUCUCUUUUUAAACACACAAUUUAUGAACCCAUGAUCAUAAGUCUGAAUGUCAAUAAGCCAGAAGAUGUCAAGCUUGUUGAGAAUCACAUCAGCUUCAAGGAUUUGAAAGCCUUUGUGUGUGAAGAUCCUGAUGACCUAAGCCUCUUUUUAAAGCAAAUGUCAACAUUGAAGCUGAGGGUAAAUGCUGUCAAAGCGCCACCAAAAUCUUCUAAAAAUUUUCAGCCUAAAUACCCUAUCAGUCAUUACCAAAAAUAUGGUUUUGUUGCAUAUAUUCAAAGUUUGUUUACCUGUCCUGAGCCAGUCAUGAACUAUCUUUGUCUAAUGUACAAUGUACAUGUUAUACCUGUUGGAUCUAUAGUUGUAAAAAAACAGCUACAGCAAAUUCAUUCAGAGUGUCCAGAGCUGACCACAUUUUAUUCACCAGAUGAUCAGUUUACCAUCAAAAGAUCCAGAUAUAAUAACAGUGUUUCAUCUAAGAAUACUGCCUUAAAACUUCCCAAAGCUUUAGCUGAUUCCCUGAAUGUUGAAAAAGAACAUGAGCUUCAUAAACUGAUGAAGGAAGUUGGUGAUAAACUAAUGGCGAAAGAAGAUGAAUAUAAACUUCUUCAAAAAAAAUCUGAACAGCUCGAGUUAAAAAUCAAUGCCCUUCGUGAGGAAAAGAGAAAUUUAUUGAAGCAACGAGACCAUAGGAAAAAUAUUGAGAGCCAAAUAACAACCAAAAAUCAAAGAAUUCAGCAAGUUAUGAAAGAAGAAUUGAAUGUGAAUGCCGAGAAGAAGAAACUGAAACUUUUGUUAAACUCAUUUAUCAAAGAAAAGAUCAAAUGUUUAGAGACUAUGAAAAAGCUUGUACUUGAAUAUUUGACUAUGACUAAAGAGAGGACAACCAAAAUUCUCAAACUGGCCAAACUUGACACAGAUUUCAUCCAUAAUGACACAAAGCUACAGAAUGAAAAGCAAAGAUUUGAAGCAUUGGCGAGAGAAGUGAAAGAAUUUCAAGAACAAGCUGAAGAGUGGAAGCAACAAGCCAGAGAAAAACUGAUAGAGGCAAAGAAAAGAGCAGAUAUAGGACUAAAUGAUAACUUGGAAACAGUUCUAACAGCAAGAGGAGUUUGGGAAGAUUUUAAAAAUGCUCCAUCAAAAAUUGAUGAGCUUGAUAGUGAGAUUCAUAGCAUGCAGGCAAGGGCGGAGUCAAUGUUUCAGAUUGAUGAGAGGGUUGUACGAGAAUUUGAGAAAAGAGAAGAGGAGAUAAGAAAGCUUGAAGAACUAAUCGGUCAGACAGAAUCCAGGCGGCAGACCCACCAGGAGGACAUUACGGAAAGCAAAAGGAAGUGGUUGGAACCAUUACAGAGACUAAUAGAACAGAUUAAUAACAAAUUCAGUCAUUUCUUUUCCUGUCUACAGUGCUGUGGGGAAGUUUCUCUCAACAUUCCUGAGAACUCUGAGGAUUAUGAAAAAUAUGGCGUCUGCAUCAAAGUGAAAUUCCGUGACGAGGAGAGUUUGAGGGAACUAACUGCAUACCACCAGAGUGGAGGGGAGAGGAGUGUUAGCACAGUCUUGUACAUGUUGGCCCUGCAGGAACUCACCAAAUGUCCGUUUCGAUGUGUGGAUGAAAUCAAUCAGGGCAUGGAUCCAAACAAUGAAAGAAAAAUUUUCACACUUGUUGUGCAAACUGUCUGUAAGGCUUGUGCAUCCCAAUAUUUUCUUCUUACUCCUAAGCUGCUUCCAGACCUGGACUAUGAUAAACAUAUUACAGUACUUUGUGUCUACAAUGGACCAGAGCUCCUGGAUUACAAGCAGUGGUCAUUGAAGAAGUUCAUUGAAAGAAGAGAACGUCUAGAACUAGUGGAAUAAAUCCCAAUGAAACUUAGAAUGUUUCUUUUGUUUUACUGUCAUUCAGCACUGGGACCACUCACACUGUGUUACCAUGAUUUUUAAAAAUGAUGCACUCAUGAUUUUACUUUUCUAUUCAUGUAUAUAUCACAGUAAGUAAAGUCUGCUACAACUCACUUCAAGGUUCUCUUUUAAUGUGUUCAUUUCAAUAUUGUUUGUUCUGACAAACAUUGAUGUAGAUAAUAUAAAGUUGCCUUACUGACAUUUAUCUCAAUGUUGUUGGUUUUUUUAAAUCAACUGACUGACAAUACUGACUUUAAAGGAUAAAAUCUUAGUUUAGCUUGUGUGAAUACUUACAAUAUAUAAAUAAAAAGCAUAACGUUUAAGCAAUGGCAUAUAAGAAUUCACUAAGUUGCUUCUCACUUACAAUAAGAUUGUUCAUGUUGUCUGUGAUAAGCUGAUGUAAGAGUGAGAUCAGAAAGCAAAAAUGAAAGUAAAGUAUGUGUAUUUGUGGGUGAUUUGCUUUGGCUUUAAGGCAUGUCUGGUGCUUUGUUGUCAUUGGAUGUUUGUGCAAGCAAUAGUUUGUUAAUGUUACGUAACAAAUGUUCUCAACCCUCUCAGAAUUAUUAUCACCUAAAAAAAAGCAACUUGGUUUUGUUGUAUGUAAAAUCUUAUUUCUUAAACUUUUCAUUUAUUUAAAACUAUGAUCUUGUACAAAAAUAGUAUAUAAGUAAAUUUUUAGAAGCAUUUGUCACUGAAUUUUUUGCUAUAUAUUUUUUACUUGCUUGUUUCAAUAGUGGUGUAGUAACAUACUUAAUACUUUUAAUCAGUUUUUUUUGUUGGUGCUAAUAUACUUAUAUGCUAAUGUAUUUUUUUAUUUAUUCAAAGUAAUCUGCCAGCACACCAAAAUACUAGAAGGUAGCUAUUUUUAUAAUUACAAUUUACUAAAUUGAUGCAUUCUAUAAUAUAUAUUUGUUUUGUUUGAAAUAGUACUAUGGUUUUAAAACACUGAAAUGACUGCUGCCUUAAACUGGUAUCACUUAUUUAGAGUAAAGUAUUUUUAAAGAUA